This is a messenger RNA of Scheffersomyces stipitis CBS 6054, 6757 nucleotides long. It is a transcript of the gene SEN1, whose product is annotated as putative DNA/RNA helicase. The coding region runs from base 1 to 6000 and encodes 1999 amino acids. The record is from RefSeq and is a predicted model, not a curated record. NCBI's taxonomy places the organism in Eukaryota, Fungi, Ascomycota, Pichiomycetes, Serinales, Debaryomycetaceae. The transcript has a single exon. Gene Ontology annotation, cellular component: nuclear body. Gene Ontology annotation, biological process: termination of RNA polymerase II transcription. Gene Ontology annotation, molecular function: transcription termination site sequence-specific DNA binding; ATP binding; helicase activity.
AUGCCGUCGCUGUACAUCCCCAAACCGGAAGAGUUCGAUGCGCUCGUAGCAUCUAUCCAACAGUCCCACCACGAGCCAGGAAACAGUUCAAACCAGGAGGUUGUGCUUAAAAAAUGUAUAACCUACCUCUUCCGCUACGGGCAGAAGGACACCCACUUGUUCUGUGAUCCCUCCAUGUAUCCCGUAACCGUCCAUAUUAUGAUCUUGUUCUCAUUUCCAAAUAAUGGGGUGCUCGAAAAAUUGAAGCCCAUGCUAGCAGAUAGCUUGUGGAAGUGUGAUAAUUGCUUGCGCUGUUUCAAUUUGGGGAAAUCGACUCUUAGAAUCGACUUCGCUGCAAAUAGACAGAUCGAAAUCUCCAAAGUCAACCAGUUCAUUGGAGUCAUUGUUCAAUGGGAAACGCAAGUAUUUGGCCAGGAAAUUCAAACAGUCGCUGCGGCACUCAAAGAUGGGAAAUUUCCUUCAUUGACUAGCAGUUCACCUAUAGACUUUGCUAUCAGAGCGUGUUUAUAUGGCCCACAGAUUCUACGCAAUAAUACUGGCGUGAGAGAUGAUUUCAUGACAAUUAUAUCCAACAUCCAGGCUGGUACCUUGUCCUACCCAUAUCCUGAAUUACUCCUACCGGGCGCUUUCUAUCUCCUCUUCGAGGGUCAAACUCAACAGAAGCUGUGGGCUGCUCAAUGGCUCCAGUAUCUUAAAGAAAAGCAGUAUCAGCUUACCGCAACUACCGUACUGCCUACUUUGGUGGAUGAGUUCAGCGUCCAUUUGUAUAGAAUCCAGGACGCCAACUUUUUCUCGCCACAUGCCUCCAUUGACUUCUGGACAGUUGUACACCUGCUUCUUGAACUUGUAGAUAAUGAAGCAUUCAUGAACCACUUCAACGUUCCGCCAGAUAUUAAUCUCAUGCGACAGUAUACAAAAUUAAGGCUUUAUCCUAUAUUAAGACUCUUCAUGAAUAACCUCUUGGCCAACUUGAAGGAUACCCUACCCAUACUUCUCAAGGUGCUUCUGAAGUUGUUGGCGAAGUACCACACGGCUUUCUGGGGAAUCGUAGCACCUAUUACGUACUCACAAGUGUUGGAUUCCAUUUUGGUCAACCCAGAGUUUAACCGAUUACUCUUUGCUUCAGCCGUGGAGGAGCCAGAGAAUUCGAAGAUAGAUGAUUCUGUUCAAAGUAAUAUCCUUCUGUGGAUUUACCCAUUCCUUUAUUCGUUGAAUGAAACAAAUAACCAGACAUCGUCGAGAAAGUUAGCCAACUACUUACUCAAACAAGUGGCAUCCAUUACUGAUACCUCUAUAUUAUCUGAACGUUUAAAGAAAGAAUUGCUAGACAACUAUGCGUUGCGUAUUCUUCUGCUUUCUUUUCAGUUCAACGUUACAAGCUGUGAUUUUGGUAGUAAGAAUUAUGAACUCAGUCUUCUCAAGAUCAGGGAUACUAGGGCUACUAUAGAAAACAAUGCGGCUAUUAUAGUUUCCAAUGCCUAUUCUCUGUCUAAAAUUGCAAGAAGGUUAAUAUUCACAGCUCUUUCAUAUGAUGUGGCUCUAUUAGCGCACUCUACCAGUUUGCUAAUGGCUGGUAAUAUUCCUACAUCCUUCGAUUCGUUCCCGUUGCUUUGGGAUGCACUCAACAAGUCUUCGACCUUCUCUGUCAAUAUCGGCACUACAAAGUUGCUUGGUUCAUUGUCUAAAGUAAAUUCCGUAGUAAAAUUCUCCAAGAGAAAAAACGAAGUGCUUCCAAAGCAGAUGGCCGAAGCUCGGGCUCAACAUAAUGAGAAUGUAACACUGAUAUUCACUACUCUAUCCUCAUGUCUAGCUAAGGUGAGUUUGUCAAAUCCAUCAGAGUUGAAAAAGGUAUUUCUGGAAGAACUGAUCCAAAUUGCCUUUUGGUCUUGUCUCUUUUCUCCUUUAAUUACAGAAUCGGCUACUGAUGUCUUAUACCAAGUCUUUGACGACGUUGUUGGUCGUUACGAGGCCUUCCAGGGUUUACUAGAAACCCAUUUACAAAUAACCGUCAAUGCUAUUGACCAAAGUGUGCAGAGAAUGACUCAAUUAGCUGCCUACGAACCAAGCCCCAGAGCAAUCAGAAUACUAAUGGAUGUUGUUAAAGGUUUGACAGAUCCAUUGACCGGCAUUCUAUCAUCAUCAGAACAGGUGCAAGGUUCGGGAGAUUCCAUAGUAACUUUUUGGAGUACCUGUUGGUCCUUUUUGAUCAUGGUGUAUCAGAAGACCUUGACAUGGGCCAACCAGUUUCAUCUUGAAGAGUUGAUUGAGUUCACCAGGGAUACUCUUGAUCUUAGUCAUUUUCUAUUAGACAAUUUCAGAUUGGUCGCUGAUAGUAUUCCUGGUUCGUCUGGAGAAAAACUGCAUUCAUUGUUCAGAAAGUUUAUGAAUGCUUUUCAUUACAUGAUUGUUUGGCUCAGAUUGGGGGAUGCAUCUUUAUUAAAUUCAUGUGUAGAGUUGGUAUUCAAAGGGUUUGAAUUGGCUAAAGAUUUGGAUUUCACCAUCGAUGUCGCCUUUAUAGAGACCUUUGCAAAAUUUGGAGCAAAGGCUAAGAAGUUUAACAACAAAUUGACUGAACAGCAACGUCUGGAAAUUCUUUCGAAGGCUAGAGAAUUUGACGAAGGCUUAGUAGAUAAGGUCAUUACAGAGACGGCUCUUCAGCGAGGAAAGGCAAAGAAAGACUCUGAAAGUGGCACUUCUACUCCAGAGCCACCUGCUUUUGCAUAUCAAAAUCAAGCCAAACAACCUAGGCAACAAACUCUUGGAAGAUUUGGAGUCGUUACCACAGAAGCUCCAGUGGCUCCAGCUCCGAAGGGCUUCAAGUCGUCCAGUUUGGAUUCCAUUAGGAAAGAUCUAGUGAGUUCUCGUGCAACUGUCAAACCUUCUGUCAUUCCUGCCGUCAACCCUGCUCCCCCUAGACCAGCAGGAUUCAAUUCUAAGAAGCAGCCAGCUGUGGGAAGAUCUUUGAAUCAACUCAAGAAAAAGAGAGUGGACUCGGAUAGUUCUGAAGAUGAAUUAGACACAGACACUUCUGACCUCUUCGUAGACAAAUCGAAGAAGAAGGUUACUGUUACUGAGAUUGAUAUGUACGGAAGACCUGUUGCAGGUAGACCUCAAAAAUCUAAGGUAGAUAUAGCCAAGAGAGAAGAAGAAAAUAUGAGAAACAGAUUGAAUGUAUCACUCAAACCUCUCUAUAGUACAAUUUUGAAAUGGAAUUACAAUUCUAACGACAGUUUUCCAACAGGCGAUCGCGAUAGCUAUAAGGAAAUCAAAAGCCAAUAUGAUGAUGUCAAAGAUUAUGUCAAGACGACAGAACCAUUACUUAUGUUGGAAUGUUGGCAGGGUAUUCAAUCGGCCAAACAAACAGGUCAAGAGAAACCAUUUGAAAUACUUGUGGGAAGCAGGACUAGUGUAGAUGGUUUCUUUGAUGUUUACGGUUCUGUCAAGAAGUCGGUGAUAGCUGAUAGAAAAGUUGGUGAUUCUGAUUUGUUGGUGUUGGGAUUUGUGCAAGAAGAAUUCUCUACACCUGAAGCCCUUGGGCACUAUUUGAAGGCUCCUACUACUAGAACAUGUUUAGCUAAGGUGAGGGAAAUCAAAUCUGCAAAUCCAGAUUAUAAUGACAUCACUGUUAGAGUGUACCCCAGCGGCUCUAUGAUGGGCGUAUUGACUCCCAAAUCACAGAUUGUAGCUAUGAGAAUCAGUCAGAUGGUAACCAUUGAAAGAGAAUAUACUUCUUUGAAGGGUCUACAGUACUACGAUUUGUGUGAUUCAAUUUUAGCAGCAAAACCCAAUGAACCAGUCGAAAUUUCAGACGCCGAGGCUAUGAAGCUACUCAAUAUUUACGAUGUCAAUAAGUCUCAAGCAAAGGCUAUUAUAGGAUCCUACAAUAGUGAAGGUUUUUCGUUGAUCCAAGGCCCUCCCGGAACUGGUAAGACCAAGACUAUUCUUGGUAUCGUAGGAUAUUCCUUGUCACAACAGGUUGAUGAGAAGAUAAUUAUCAAGAUUGACCAGGGCAAUGGCAAUGUAAUUCUGGGCAAUGAGAAGAAACCUAAGGUUUUAAUCUGUGCUCCAAGUAAUGCUGCAGUAGAUGAGUUGGUAGUACGUUUAAGAGAUGGAGUGCGAAACUCGAGGGGGGAGCAUAUCAUUCCAAAGCUUGUACGUAUGGGUAGAAGUGAUGCUAUCAAUGCCGCCGUAAAGGAUUUGACAUUGGAAGAAUUAGUUGAAAAAGAGUUGCAAGCUAAAGCCAUGAAUACUGAUACUUCUACUGAUCCUAAUAUCCGUGCUGAACAUCUGAAAUGUAUAGAGGAAAGGGACAAUCUUAGAAGAAAGUUGCAGACUGACAGUUUGUCUUCUAAGGAAAUUGACGAGUUGGAAAGUGCCUUACGCGAGAUAAAUAAGAAGAGAACUGAAUUAGGUAAACAGCUUGAUUUACAGAGAGAAAGAGUUUCUAUUGCAUAUCGUACCAGAGAAAUUGAAAGAAGAAAUGCCCAAGCUAAGAUCUUGAAUGAUGCCCAAAUUAUCUGCUCGACGUUAUCUGGUUCUGCUCAUGACUUUUUGGCUAACAUGGGUAUUACAUUUGAUCAGGUAGUAAUUGAUGAAGCAUGUCAGUGUGUGGAGUUAUCUUCUAUUAUUCCUUUGCGAUAUGGUUGUAAGAAGUGUAUUAUGGUUGGGGAUCCUAACCAAUUGCCUCCUACCGUAUUAUCGCAAGCUGCUGCCUCUUUCAAUUACGAGCAAAGUUUGUUUGUUAGAAUGCAGCAGAAUAAUCCCAACUCUGUGUACUUGUUAGAUGUUCAGUAUCGUAUGCAUCCUCAAAUUUCUGCAUUUCCCAGCGCACAAUUCUACCAAUCUCGUUUGAAAGAUGGUGAAGGAAUGGCUGCAAAAAACGAACGCCCGUGGCAUUCUCAGUAUCCUCUUUCGCCUUAUAGGUUUUUUGACAUUGUCAGUCGACAUCAGAGAAAUGAGCUCUCUCGAUCUUUAUUCAAUACUGGUGAAGCUCGUGUUGCAUUAGAAUUGGUAGAAAAGCUUAUGACGCUAUUGCCUGAAGAUCAGUUUAGUGGCCGCAUUGGAAUUAUAUCUCCUUAUAAGGAACAGAUCAAGACUUUGAGAGAUGUUUUCAUAAAGAAGUACGGAUACUCUAUCACUACGCAGAUUGAUUUCAACACGGUUGAUGGAUUCCAAGGACAGGAAAAGGAAAUCAUCAUCAUGUCGUGUGUCCGUGCCAGUGACAAUGGUAAUGUUGGUUUCUUGAGUGAUGUUCGUCGUAUGAACGUUGCCUUGACUCGUGCGAGAACAACACUCUGGAUAUUGGGUAAUAAAGAAUCGUUGAUGAGAAACAAGAUUUGGAACAAGCUUCUCACAGAUGCUACUGACAGAAAUUGUGUCUCGCAAGCUUAUCCCGGUUUCUUGAGUAGUGCCAGUGAACAAGCUCCUGGAAAGAGAAAGGUUGUUGAAAACAGACAGGGAAACGCAACGAAACGCUCAAAGCAUAUUAAGAAUGAAGGAACUGUCAAACCAGCACAAGAUAAAAGAAACAGUGCAAAGGCUAAUCCUCAUUCUGGUCCAAAAAAGAUUAAGAGUAGUAUAUUUGGCAGCUCUAAUCCAACAACAUCUGGGAUCCCAAAUUCUGAGCCCGAAUUAAUCCAGCUUGGAAAUAAGCCAAAGAAACCUGUCAUCUACAACGCUGGAGGUACGAAGGGUAUCAAUGGAAAAGCUAUUAGUGCAUCUAAGUCCGGAGUUCUUCCUCCUCCAAGUAAUUCGAAAAACGAUACCAAUAGCACUAUCAACAAAAACAAUACCAGCCAUGCAGAAAUAUCUUUGCCUCCUCGUCCUUCUAGUAGCGGUGUUUUGCCACAGAAACCCGCUCUGCAAAUACCCAAGGCUAGGAGUGGAGUCAUCCCAGGACCAAAACCAAACGGUGUUCAACCUACAAAAUCAGGAACGAUUCGUCCUCCAACCUCUGCUAUAUUUAUUAGUCAAAGAAAGAAACCACCUCCAAAACGGUAGGUGCUUCAAUAAAUACAAUAUAUACAAUCAUUAAAUAUUAUCAACUUGUAGACACACGUUCUACUAUUCGCUCUUACCUUGCUUCUUGUGUAAGCCAAAGAAUUGCUUGCGUUCAUCUUUAGGUAUCGAUGGCUGCACCUUGGUACUUGCCGUAGCAGAUUCUGUACCCACAUUGACAAUCGCUGCCGUCUUGAAAGGAGGUGAGAUUGAUUUAAGACCUUUCGGAACGGAUGCCUCGAUCUGAUGUCCCGAAGCAACUCUCAAGCUAUCUUCCGAGAACCCUACCUCUUGGUACUGUAUCAAGUAUUUCUCGUACGAAGCAUUUGAAAACAUGCUGAGUGCUACUAGUAACGCUCUCAAUUCAUUUAGCACUGCCUCGGAAAAGAGGUUGUCAUUCACUGCUAUGGCAGAAUCACCAUUAAAGGUAGAAUUGAAACUCUUCAUCGACUCGAGACACGAUUUGAUUUGUGUCAAUGUCAAUGUCAACACGUUUGAAAGAUUACUACUCAAUUCUGACGAAACAGACUCCUCGAUCUGGUCCAGUAACUUGCUUUCUUGCACCUUGAGAAUGGCAACUAUAUCUUUCCAGAUUGUCCCGUAUUCAUGGAAAAUAGUUGCUUUGUUUGAAGUCAAAAGAACAAUGUCACUAAGAGCACCGACUUUAUGCUCUAGAAGCUUCAAUACUGGUUCAAGCUCCAACUUCUCGGAUACAGUGUUUGUGCUAUCAUCUACGCUGGCUGUUGGGGGAAUGUCCAAU